AUGUUUCUCUACCAACUGAUCAACUUCUUCUUCGCAGCUUCCAAAAAGGAGGAGGACUCGAAAUAUGACCUUUCCCUUUAUAAGCGCGGUGAUCUAUUAGAAGUCCCCAGGACACUGUUCACCCAUUUUGGUAUCUACCUUGGCGACAACCGUGUGGCCCAUCUCAUUCCGGACAUCCUGCCUGCGAUCUCCAAGAAUAAAUCUGCAAUUGCCAAGAUGGUAACAAAUAACCGGUUGCUGCUUGGGGUUAUCUCGAAGGUUGCCAGCGUCAGAGUGGACUCUGUGGCGGAUUUCGCUUAUGGCUCAGAGAUUCUGAUCAACCACAUGGACAAAGUGUGCAGCCAGCCUGCGUUGGAUGGGGAUGAGGUGGCUCGAAGGGCUGAGAAACUCCUGGGCUCCGUCACCUACAGUUUACUGUGGUACAACUGUGAACACUACGUUAUGUACUGCAGAUAUGGCAUGGCUAUCAGCUACCAGACAUACCAGUUCUGCACAACGGUUAGGAAGAUCGUCUGCAGCAGGUUGACUGCCUAUCUGACUGCGCUAUGCGGUGUAGGAACCAUGCUGUAUCUGGGCUGCGUGACGCCGCUGAUGGUUUUACCAACACUGCUCAUCUCAUUCACCAUCUGGAUGGCAGCCUAAAGGCCUCAUGAGUAAAGACUCAAGUAACAAACUGGUGGACAGUGAAAUUACGCCCUGUGUAUUAGCUGGGUGACUAAAGGUACUGGGAAACAAAUGUGUUCACAGUGAUGAAAUGUCAUAAGUGCAUGAGUUACACACAUUUAGUUUGACCUGUUGUUGAUUUUUUUUAUUUUUAUUUAAAGAUGUUUUAUCUUUCUGUGCCUUGAUGGGAUUUUCUUCUUGAUGCUGUUAUAAAACCCCUUUUUUUCUGUUAGAUGUCUAAUUUUGUCUGUUAUUCAUCAUUAAUGUUCACCAGACUCUGAUAUUCAACAUCAAUCUCAUUCAACAGCAGCAGCUCAUGGUUUAUAAAUGACCUCUGACUCAGCACAGUGGCAAACUCCUGAGGGUUGAGAUAAAGCUCGACGAAGACUUUACCUAUGAUAUAUAUUAGCCUAUAGUGAUGAUAUAUGUAUACUGUAUGUAGCCUAAAGCUUAUAGGAAUGUCACAACUUGUAUAUACCUUAGGAUCAUUUAAAAAGUCAUCAGUGUGAUACUACACUCACAUCAUGCUGUAGCUUAAACGUUGGCUUGGACAAAGUGCAAUAAGCUUCUUAUGUAAUAUUUCUUUGAUGGAUCAUAUUGGCAAUUGUUAUAUAUGUUGUUGUCAGUCCAUUAAACAUGUAUUUC
This is a messenger RNA of Seriola dumerili (greater amberjack), 1308 nucleotides long. Its product is annotated as lecithin retinol acyltransferase-like. The record is from RefSeq and is a predicted model, not a curated record. NCBI's taxonomy places the organism in Eukaryota, Metazoa, Chordata, Actinopteri, Carangiformes, Carangidae. Gene Ontology annotation, molecular function: phosphatidylcholine-retinol O-acyltransferase activity. Gene Ontology annotation, biological process: retinol metabolic process. Bases 1 to 642 code for a protein of 213 amino acids. The transcript has 2 exons.